UCUAGUUUGUUCAUUACUCUGCUAGUUCACUCAAUAUCCGCAUUGAAAAUGUCGACUACAUUGCACUCUCCACUCUCCUAUGCUUUCUCCUCCUCCCGCUCCUCUUCAGCUUCUCAGGAGAGGAAACUGAAAUUCGCAGCUCAGUCUACGAAACCGAGUCUCUCCUUCAAUUCGAAGCCAUGCUUUCCUGUCAUCCGAGCUUCUGCUGGAUUCUCUUCUUCACUGGACACAGGUUUGACUACUGAAUUGGAUGCGGUCACGAAUUACAGUGAGAUCGUUCCAGAUACUGUAGUUUUCGAUGAUUUCGAGAAGUUCCCACCAACUGCUGCUACUGUUAGCUCAUCUCUACUCUUAGGCAUCUGCAGCCUUCCUGAUACCAAAUUCAAGAGUGCUGUGGACACUGCUUUAGCAGAUCAGGAGUGUUAUGGGUUGGAGGACAAGGAUGCACGAAUGUCUUGUUUCUUUAACAAGGCAUUGGUCAAUGUUGGUGGUGAUCUAGCAAAACUUGUGCCUGGUCGUGUUUCUACUGAAGUUGAUGCUCGUCUUGCAUAUGACACGCAUGGCAUUGUUCUAAAGGUGCAUGACCUCUUGAAGUUGUACAAUGGGAUUGAAAUUCCUCCAGAGAGGUUGCUGUUCAAAAUCCCUGCAACUUGGCAAGGGAUUGAGGCAUCAAGGUUGCUGGAAGCUGAGGGCAUACAGACCCAUUUGACUUUCGUUUACAGUUUUUGUCAGGCUGCAGCAGCUGCUCAAGCUGGUGCUUCUGUCAUUCAGAUUUUUGUUGGUCGGCUGAGGGAUUGGGCACGGAACCAUUCUGGUGACUCUGAAGUAGAAGGUGCACUUCGAAGAGGAGAAGAUCCUGGAUCUGCUCUGGUGACAAAAGCUUAUAACUACAUCCACAAAUAUGGGCAUAAAUCGAAGUUGAUGGCAGCGGCUAUUCGGAACAAGCAGGAUGUCUAUAGCAUUCUGGGGGUUGAUUACAUUGUUACCCCACUAAAGAUAUUGCAGUCUCUUAAAGAAUCUGUAACUCCCCCAGAUGAGAAGUACUCUUUUGAAAGAAGGCUGUCCCCACAAUCAGCUGCUGCCUAUAACUUUACCAAAGAGGAGGUUGUGACGUGGGAUCAAUAUAGCUUCGCCUCAGCUAUGGGACCGGCUGCUGUGGAGCUUCUGACUGCUGGAAUGGAAGGGUAUAGCAAUCAGGCAAAGCGGGUGGAAGAGUUGUUUGGGAAGAUAUGGCCACCACCAAAUGUAUGAUGCGUAGUUCCAGUUGUCAAAAAAUAAUGCUCCUCAUCUCUAGUUUCUUUUAUAAAAUGAUCAGAUCAACAAAAAAUGGGAGAGACAGAGACUAGCUUUCAAUUGUCUUUAUUUGACAUUGGGAGACCAUGUUAUAUUGUUAUUGAUCACAUUUUGUUGCUGUGCUGUUUUUGCCGUGAAUGCCGAAUACAGACCGAUCCUUGCCUCCUUGGUUGUCC
Molecule: messenger RNA, 1469 nt
Organism: Ipomoea nil (Japanese morning glory)
Lineage: Eukaryota; Viridiplantae; Streptophyta; Magnoliopsida; Solanales; Convolvulaceae
Product: transaldolase
Exons: 13
Coding region: 49-1251 (400 amino acids)
Biological process (GO): pentose-phosphate shunt; carbohydrate metabolic process
Cellular component (GO): cytoplasm; intracellular anatomical structure
Molecular function (GO): transaldolase activity
Source: RefSeq, a predicted model, not a curated record